GAGAAUGAAAAUCAAAAAAUGAAUUGUUUUUAGUCUCUCAAUUUUCAAACGAUAAAUAAAGUAGACCUUCAUAACCUAAUAGCAGUGUUAGAUUAAGCCAAACACAAAGCAUCCUCCAAGAGCUCAAAGAUUAACAUGGCAGAAACACUCCUUAAUUCUCAAGUAAAGAGGUGCGCAGUAGUUACCGGUGCCAAUAAGGGGGUUGGAUUGGAGAUUUGUAGGCAAUUAGCUUCUGGUGGGAUCUUUGUAAUAUUGACAUCCAGAGAUAGAAACCAGGGUCUUGAAGCUGUUGAAAAUCUGAAAAAAUCUGGACUCUCAAAUGUUGUUUUUCAUCAAGUUGAUGUCAUGAAUCAAAUUACUGUCUCAUCUUUGGCUGAAUUCAUUAAUAUCCAUUUUGGAAAGCUUGAUAUCCUGGUGAAUAAUGCUGGAAUCCUUGGAGCCAUAACGGAUGCUGCUAGUUUUACAACACUGGUGCAAGCUGUUGAGAUGGACAAGAACAAAGAAAAGCCGAAUUUGCAACAAGUGAUAACAGAGACGUAUGAAUCAACAGUUGAAUGCAUGCAAACAAAUUAUUAUGGUGUCAAAUCAGUCACCAAAUCACUUAUUCCUUUGCUUCAACUCUCUGAUUCACCAAGAAUUGUUAAUGUUUCCUCCGCCUUAGGAAAACUGAAGUUUAUCUCAAAUGAAAAGGCUUUGGAAAUACUUAAUGAUGGGGAUGGCUUAAAGGAAGAAAGUGUAGAUGAGAUAGUGAAUAUGUUUCUUAAGGAUUUCAAAAUGGAUAUUUUGGAAACUCAAGGAUGGCCUCCAUAUCUACCCGCUUAUACGAUCUCAAAAGUAUGUUUGAAUGCUUAUACAAGGAUAUUAGCAAGGAAAUUUCCAACUUUUCGCAUAAAUUGUGUAUCUCCUGGUUGGGUCAAGACAGAUAUUUGUUAUAAUUCAGGAGUUCUCACUACUACAGAAGGUGCAGAGAGAGUCAUAGAGUUGGCUCUUUUACCUAACGAUGGACCUUCUGGCCUCUUUUUUACCAACAAAGAAGUGACACCAUUCUGAACCGGAAUGCACAUAAGUAACAAGAAAGACAUCAUGUCCAAUAUUUUAGCUCUACUUAUCCAAUAAGCAUUACAUACUUUAUUUCAGCUCUACUCAUCCAAUAAGCAUUGCAUAUUUUAUAUUGGAGAAAAUGAGUUUUCAAUGCGGUUUUAACUUAUGAUUUUUGUUCUUGGAGGAACUAAUCUAAGGACAAUUUGUUGACCAAAUGGCUCUCUCCUCGUAUGAAAUUAUUCAUUUAACGAUGGUUGUUUCAUUGUUGCAA
Molecule: messenger RNA, 1312 nt
Organism: Papaver somniferum (opium poppy)
Lineage: Eukaryota; Viridiplantae; Streptophyta; Magnoliopsida; Ranunculales; Papaveraceae
Product: salutaridine reductase-like
Exons: 5
Coding region: 136-1050 (304 amino acids)
Cellular component (GO): membrane
Molecular function (GO): oxidoreductase activity, acting on the CH-OH group of donors, NAD or NADP as acceptor
Source: RefSeq, a predicted model, not a curated record